Messenger RNA from Dibothriocephalus latus, 366 nucleotides. The record is from the annotation of a GenBank genome assembly. Lineage: Eukaryota; Metazoa; Platyhelminthes; Cestoda; Diphyllobothriidea; Diphyllobothriidae.
AUGCGGAUAGCGGAAAACCUUAGAAGAGUACACCUUAACGCAUCGAUCCUCUUUGUUACAUCCGGUAUCCCCAGCCGGCCACCCACUCCACGUCAGUUUGGGUUCAUCUGGCUUCGACCGCCCAACAAUCAGAGUUCGCCCUCCAGCGUCUCCAAUGUCACCCAGCGCACCCAGCUGGCCCUGGCUUCUGCAGCUCUUGAGCAGUGCUCACUCCUCUUUCCUCAAGAUCUCGCCUGGCAGUCAACCAUUGGACGUCUGCGAUUUGCCCACAUGACACAGCUCUUCUUACGCACAAUUGCCACUCAGAAGACGCCAACAAAGGUUAGCUACAAAAAAAAUGCCGGCGUUAGAAUUUCAUUUAUAUAG